AUGUCUCCGCCGACUACGGAACAAUGGCUUGAUAUAGCUGAACAUUUUUAUACAAGUACGAACUUUCCUAAUUGUCUUGGGAGUAUCGACGGGAAACACAUAAGGUGUAAAAAUCCACAAAACUCAGUUUUGUUUGUAUUGAUGUCGGGGCAUUUGGACGAGAAUCUGAUUCUAAUGUGUUUAAGCAAUGUCCAUUUGGAAAAAAAUUGUAUGCCAAUCAGCUUAAUAUUCCUGAACCUAAGUGCUUACCAAAUACCGAUGACUCUCCUCAACCUUACGUUUUUGUUGCUGAUGAAGCUUUUGCACUGCACAAAAAUUUACUCAGAUCUCAGACCAUAUCCAGGCCGUGGGCUUACAAAUACUCGUCGUAUAUUCAACUAUAGGCUUUCAAGAGCAAGAAGGACGGUUGAAUGUGCAUUUGGCGUACUUUCAAAUAAGUGGAGAGUGUUACAUACGCCACUAUUGGUUGAACCAGAUUUUGCGGACGACAUCAUAAAAGCAUGCUGUAUACUACACAACUUUGUCCGCAAAAGAGAUGGUUAUAAUUUCGAGGACAUGGAUACUAGCUAUUUGGUAGAUGGUUUAUCUAAUAGAGGACCGGGAGUACGAUCUCAAGGAAUUGAGGUCAGAGAUUCUUAUGCAGAGUAUUUCAUGGGACCAGGAUCCGUACCAUUCCAGUAUAACAAAAUAUAA
Messenger RNA from Macrosiphum euphorbiae (potato aphid), 693 nucleotides. Lineage: Eukaryota; Metazoa; Arthropoda; Insecta; Hemiptera; Aphididae. The record is from the annotation of a GenBank genome assembly.